Messenger RNA from Sorex fumeus (smoky shrew), 552 nucleotides. It is a transcript of the gene LSM5, whose product is annotated as LSM5 homolog, U6 small nuclear RNA and mRNA degradation associated. The coding region runs from base 62 to 337 and encodes 91 amino acids. The record is from RefSeq and is a predicted model, not a curated record. The transcript has 5 exons. Gene Ontology annotation, cellular component: Lsm1-7-Pat1 complex; U4/U6 x U5 tri-snRNP complex; U6 snRNP. Gene Ontology annotation, molecular function: RNA binding. NCBI's taxonomy places the organism in Eukaryota, Metazoa, Chordata, Mammalia, Eulipotyphla, Soricidae. Gene Ontology annotation, biological process: mRNA splicing, via spliceosome.
GCGCGCUCUUUCAAACCCGCCGUCUCGGCGUCGGGGAGCGCAGGUCACUUCCGGCGUGGCCAUGGCGGCUAACGCGACCACCAACCCGUCUCAGCUGCUGCCUCUAGAGCUUGUGGACAAAUGUAUCGGCUCAAGAAUUCACAUUGUGAUGAAGAGUGAUAAGGAAAUUGUUGGCACGCUUUUAGGGUUUGAUGACUUUGUCAAUAUGGUACUGGAAGAUGUCACUGAAUUUGAAAUUACACCAGAAGGAAGAAGAAUUACUAAAUUAGAUCAGAUUUUGCUAAACGGAAAUAACAUAACGAUGCUGGUUCCUGGAGGAGAGGGACCUGAAGUAUGAAUGGAUGUCCUUAUCGUUUGUUGGAUUCUGUUUUGUUAUAAUGUCAAUAAAACAUGCUUUUUUAAAAAAAAAUAAAAGACAAAAAAUUUUCAGUGUUUGGAUUUAAUUGAAGCCAAGCUUCCCGUUGAAGGGAAGCGCUUUAAAAAUGUAAAUGCCUAUUUUGUAAGUUAAUCAUUAUUGUAUUAGAAAAAAGAGGUUGUUCUUUGUAGACUAAA